AUGAUUACUACAGGUGAAUUCUAUGAGCAAAGCCUGGAAACACAGGACCCUCAGGACUCUCUAAGAGCCCUGAUGAAGGAGCGCCUGACUGCGGCCACAGAAGUGAUUUUCUCGUUGUUUGAAAGAACAAUACAUGAGUAUGAGGAGGAACUGAGCCGAUCCAAAGAGGAGACCAACAGGACACAGGUGCUGCUGGACUCUGUGCUCCACCCGAGAGUCAAGCUGCUCCAGGCUGCAGAGACGAGAUCUGAUCCCGGACUGAACCAUAAUCCAAACCAGGAGAUUCCAGGAACUUCACAGAUGAAAGAGGAGCAAGGCGUCAAACAGGAGGAAGAACAUCUGCCAUUGCCAGAGUUUUUUGCUGUUUGUGUGAAGACAGAGGAGUUGUCAGCGUAUCAACAAACUGAGCACAAAGAAAUCGAAACGCUAGGAGAAGACGUAAGCACAGAGCCUCAUUUGCACCCAGAGACUGAGGGAGACACCUCUGAUGAUGAAGAAGUCUGGGGAGCUCCUUUCAGCUGCUCAGACGAUGAAAACGACAGCUACCAAAGGAGUUUGCCCAAAGCGGUGGAUUGA
Messenger RNA from Knipowitschia caucasica, 576 nucleotides. Lineage: Eukaryota; Metazoa; Chordata; Actinopteri; Gobiiformes; Gobiidae. The record is from the annotation of a GenBank genome assembly.